AUGUCUGUGGAGAGGGAAGGACCAGAGAUUCAAUCAGAAGUUGGAUUGGAUACGACUAAAAAGAGGUCAUUAUCUCAUUCUACAGAACAUAAAGAUGUGGAUAAUGUUGGAGACAACGACUCAUUGGUGGCCAAAAGAUUAAGACCUGAACAAGAUGAGGAGGAGGAAGUGCACGAUCAAGAACAGGAGGAGCAGGAACAACAGGAGGAGGAACAAGAUGAGGUCAUUUUAUACAUACCAUAUCAUUGUAACUACUGUCAGAAGGAUAUCAGUCAGGUGACAAGGAUAAAGUGCUCGAUAUGUGAUGACUUUGACCUGUGUCUAGAGUGCUUCAGUGUUGGUGUAGAGUUGCCACCACAUAGGAAUGAUCACGACUAUCAUGUCGUUGAUAAUAUGCGAUUCCCAAUGUUCUCAGAGGACUGGGGUGUGGACGAGGAGUUGUUGUUGCUCGACGCCAUCGAAAAGUACAGCAUGAGCAGUUGGAUCGAGAUCAGCGAUAUGAUCGGUACGAAUAAGUCACACAUGGAGUGUAGGAUACACUACUUCACCUACUAUCUGGACACUAUAACAUCACCAAUACCUGAUACAUCCAAAGUGUUAACAACCAGUGACAAUGUGUUGACCUCAAAGGCAUUACCUUCUAAUAAGCCAGCCCUGGAGUAUUACAUAUACAAGGCAGAGAAGCGUCUGAAUGUGUUGGAGACACCUCCACCCGAAGAGGAGGAUAUCGCCGAUGAUGAUGAUGUUCCUGUCACAGUCUUGGAUCAUGAUGUGAGAUAA
Acytostelium subglobosum LB1 is the source of this 780-nucleotide messenger RNA. RefSeq lists its product as hypothetical. NCBI's taxonomy places the organism in Eukaryota, Evosea, Eumycetozoa, Acytosteliales, Acytosteliaceae. The transcript has 2 exons. The record is from RefSeq and is a predicted model, not a curated record. Gene Ontology annotation, molecular function: zinc ion binding; chromatin binding; transcription coactivator activity. Gene Ontology annotation, biological process: regulation of transcription by RNA polymerase II; chromatin remodeling. Bases 1 to 780 code for a protein of 259 amino acids. Gene Ontology annotation, cellular component: nucleus.